CGUCUCCUCCCUACACGCGCACACUACGUCUCCUCCCAUGCAUGCGCACACUACGUAGGGAGUCAGACGACAGAUUCGAAAAUUGUUAAGAAUUCUCGAAUCCCUUGGAAACGUCCGUUUCAGCAGAUGUGUCUGUAGCUCGAGACUCGAACUUUUAUGGUGUUUCCGGUAAGCUGACAGCAGGAGAAAAGACGAAACGUCCAGAUGAAGCUGUUUGUGAGUGAAGGCAGUCCGCAGUGUGUGAAAGUGUUGGCAGCGCUCGCGCACACAGGGGUUACAUGUGACGUACAGCUGCUCAGCCACGAGGAAAGCGUGGUGUCCUUCCUGAGUCACCCAGUCCUCCCAGCUUUGCUGCUACCCAGCGGCCAGCAACUGUUUAGUGCUAACGCCAUCUGCCAAUAUCUGUUCGAGGUUGGUGGGAAGGAGAUCACUGAUGCCAGCAGGCAGUUAUUGGAAUGGGAAGCUACAGAAUUGCAGCCUGUGCUGCUUCAGGCCCUCCAUGUGGCCAUGCUGCAGGGGAAGAAGAGCGAGGCUGGCACACUGCUGAAAAAGCCUCUGAGCUGGCUGGAACAACAUCUGGGUGAAAAAACAACACAGUUUCUAACUGCAGAGACAGUCGAAGUUGCAGACAUCGUCUUGUGGGCAGCACUGUACCCUGUUCUGUCUGACUCCGCUUUAGAAGCUGGUGAGCUGCGUUCUGUUCGAGGCUGGUUUGAGCGUGUAAGUCCCCUCCCAGCAUGCACUAAAGCAGUUCAGAAGAUUCUGCCUGGGAAGGAGCUUAAUGCUGUGAAGAAUUUCCUUCAAAAGCAACCAGCACCACAUGCACAGCAAAGGGAAAACCUGCCCAGUGAGAUCGAAGACACAGAGCAUGUGAUGACCGAAGAGGAGAUUGAGGUAGCCGCUCAGGCUUGGAGUAAAGGACUACCAGAGUGUGAUGAGCCUGUAAAAAGGCAACACCCUAUUUUACCUAAGGAAGGGAAGCGUAAUGUGCUGGUAACCAGCGCCCUGCCGUACGUUAACAACGUGCCUCAUCUUGGCAACAUCAUCGGUUGCGUGCUCAGCGCUGAUGUGUUCUCCAGAUAUGGCCGUUUGCGUGACUGGAACCUGCUGUAUGUGUGCGGGACAGACGAGUAUGGCACCGCAACCGAGAAUAAAGCUCUUGAGGAGGGUCUAACGCCCCAACAGAUCUGUGACAAAUACUUUGUAGUUCACAGUGAAAUCUACAAGUGGUUCCAGAUCGACUUUGACUAUUUCGGCCGCACUACCACUCAGCAACAGACAGAAAUUUCACAGAACAUAUUCUUUCGUUUAUAUGAGCGGGGAUUUCUGCACGAGGACACAGUGGAGCAGCUGCGCUGUGAGAACUGCCAGCGCUUCCUAGCUGAUCGCUUUGUGGAGGGUGUGUGUCCUAACUGCAAAUAUCCCGAAGCCAGAGGGGACCAGUGUGAUAAGUGUGGCCGACUCAUUAACGCUGUGGAGCUCAAGGAUCCGCAGUGUAAGGUGUGUGGACAGACUCCUAUGAUUCGCACAUCUAAGCACUUGUUUCUCGACCUUCCCAAGCUAGAAGGAGACUUGGAGACAUGGCUGGAGCAGACUCUUAAUACUGGUGACUGGACAGCUAAUGCUAAGCAGAUCACUCGCUCGUGGAUAAGAGACGGCCUGAAGCCACGCUGCAUCACACGAGAUCUGAAGUGGGGGACACCUGUACCACUCCCAGAAUAUAGUGAGAAGGUCUUUUACGUUUGGUUUGAUGCCCCCAUCGGCUACCUCUCCAUAACGGCCAACUACACCAGCGAAUGGGAGAAAUGGUGGAAGAACCCACAACAGGUGGAGCUGUACAACUUCAUGGCGAAAGACAACGUUCCAUUCCACAGUGUGGUGUUCCCGUGCUCUCUGCUCGGCUCACAGGACAACUACACGCUUGUCAACCAUCUCAUCGCUACAGAAUAUUUGAACUAUGAGGAUACAAAGUUCUCAAAAAGUCGCGGCGUUGGAGUGUUCGGAGACAUGGCUAAGGACACCGGCAUUCCGUCUGAUGUUUGGCGUUUCUACCUGACAUACGUGAGACCUGAGGGCCAGGAUUCCACCUUCUCUUGGGCUGACCUGGCUCUGAAGAACAACUCGGAACUGCUCAAUAACCUGGGCAAUUUCAUCAACAGGGCAGGCAUGUUUGUGAGUAAGUUCUUUAAUGGCUGUGUGCCGGAGAUUGUGCUGCAGGAUGAAGACAAGCGUCUCAUCGCUCAGGUGUCCUGGGAGCUUAAGCAGUACAUCCAGUUGCUGGACAAAGUCAGGAUUCGUGAUGCCCUGAAGUGCAUUCUCAACAUCUCCCGCCAUGGCAACCAGUAUAUUCAGAGUAAUGAACCCUGGAAGAAGAUCAAAGGAGGAGAUGUGGACAGGAAACGUGCAGGCACAGUAACCGGCGUGUCGGUGAAUGUGGCGUGUCUCCUUUCUGCAAUGUCGGAGCCGUACAUGCCCACAGUCAGUCAGACCAUCCGUGCCCAGCUGCAAGCUCCAGAUAAUUGUGCCACUGCCAUGCUGGGUGCUGAGGGAUGUUUCCUUCGCAGCCUUCCAACCGGCCACCAAAUCGGCACGGUCAGACCUUUGUUCCAGAAGCUGGAGCCUGAGCAAAUUGAGAUACUGAGAAAGAAAUUUGGAGGACAACAGCCAGAGGAGGAGACCCCUACGGGAAAGGGUCCCAGUAACAAGAUAAGCCCCACAGAGACCAAACCUCCCACUGCCGCCGAACCUAACGCCAGUCAAGGAAAGAAGUGACGAGGGAGGAGUAGGAGACCAUUAUUUGGGUGUACUGUACCAUAUGAAGGUACAUUGUGCAGGGAUUUUUUUUUUUUUAAUUCUUUCUUUUAAAGAAUCAUUGAAGGAACGUACUGUAUAACAAGAAUCAAGUUGACGUUACUGCUGCCAAGGCCACCAUGUUAACAUCAAACACUGUACAAUAAUAAAACGGCUAAUGUAGUAAUGCAAGAUUGUCUGUAGAGCAACUAUUUCAUCAUUCAGUAAAACGGUUAUGAAGCUUUUAUUUUUUUUUAAGUGAAGAAUAUGCAUUCAUUCAUUACCUUUUUUUUCCCCUUUUUAAAAUAUCAUUCUUCAUAUUACUUGCAUUAAUCAAAUUCACUGCUCAUUAAAAAACACAACGUUCAAAUUAACUUAUUUAGAUUUUUAUUAGUAAAUGUAUACAAUACAGUAAAGACCAAAAAAGGGAAAUUCUAUCACCUUUGAUUAUACAAAUACAAUACAGCAUGCAUCUUUUACUUAUUGCACAAUACUACCGUGUGAAUAAUGAUAUAUAAAAUGAGUGAUCAGAUAGGAAGAUACAAUAGAAAAAUAAGCAUGGGUCAGCUUGAACUGCAUAAUCUAAAUGGCUAAAUUACAAAAGUGAUAAUGACUACUAGACCCACCACAUUUCUCCUACCACCUCCAUCCACGCUUAAAGGCCAUGGCUUGAGCUGAGCUUCAGAAAAAGAAAAAAAAUUUUUUUACAAAUGCAGUCUCUUUCGGGGGGGAAAAAAAGUCCUGAGCUAAUUCUACCAUAACAUUUGUUUAAGCCCUUUUAAUUUGUCAUAAGAAGACAAUAUUGAUCUACCUCUAUUAAUUGGGUUACAAUGAAAUGCACAGAGAAUCCUUGCAUAAAACCAUUAUACAUGUCUCACAAAUCCAUUUUAAGAGUAAAUGGACAAAUAAGUGCUUUAAUUUCAAAAGUUGGUAAAGUAUUUGCCAGUUACACCUACCCCCGGAGUCAGUUACCACGUCAAGAGUUCUACAUCCUAUUUCUACAGUCUAGUACAAAAGCAACAUGUGAUGGAUACUGCAUUUAAGAAAAAUACAAUACACCUCUUAAUAUCUGCUUCUUGUGUACGAAACAGUGGUUUAGAUGAUCAAUAAGGUGCCUGAUUACUGAUGCAGAUUAUUAUGGUAAUAACUCUAAACCUGGGGUCUUUCUAUUUCUAUAGUCAAGUCAGAUUUCAUCACACUUUCUGUCUCUAGCCUUCAUUUUUGGGGAAGACCCUUUAAAACAAAAUAA
Molecule: messenger RNA, 4039 nt
Organism: Tachysurus fulvidraco (yellow catfish)
Lineage: Eukaryota; Metazoa; Chordata; Actinopteri; Siluriformes; Bagridae
Gene: mars1
Product: methionyl-tRNA synthetase 1
Exons: 23
Coding region: 205-2772 (855 amino acids)
Biological process (GO): methionyl-tRNA aminoacylation
Cellular component (GO): aminoacyl-tRNA synthetase multienzyme complex; cytosol
Molecular function (GO): methionine-tRNA ligase activity; ATP binding
Source: RefSeq, a predicted model, not a curated record